This is a messenger RNA of Perkinsus marinus ATCC 50983, 1217 nucleotides long. RefSeq names its product zinc finger protein, putative. The transcript has 11 exons. Gene Ontology annotation, molecular function: zinc ion binding. The coding region runs from base 1 to 942 and encodes 313 amino acids. NCBI's taxonomy places the organism in Eukaryota, Perkinsozoa, Perkinsida, Perkinsidae. The record is from RefSeq and is a predicted model, not a curated record.
AUGACUCUGCGAGAGAUCGAUAUCAUAACUAUCUUACAAAUUCGAUUCUUUCUGUUGCAAAUGCAGCAUGGUGAUAACAACAAUGGUCACGCUAAAGUGUCUCUAUUGUGUAUCGGUGUUCAAGCCCUCAUGGAUGCUUACGACUCACUUAUACACCUUUUCUUGGGUCUAUCGGCUCAGUUCAUGUUCAACACCUUCUCAGUCGUCGCUUUGUUCAAGUUCAUUCUCUUUAGCAUGUUAGAGGUGCGGUAUCUACUGCUUGUUUGGCGGAGUCGUCGGCAGAAUCAGUUCAACGAGGGAGGUAUGGAUUCAAUACGACGAGAGCUCGGCUGGCUUUACUCACGCUUUUAUGGCACCCUGUUGGUCGGUAUGGUAAUUCUGUAUAAUUUCUACCAGUAUUUGAACGUUCUUAUCAUCAUCAUGCAGUGCUAUUGGGUACCUCAAAUAGUAUACGACAUCGUCCGAGGUCACAAGAGGCCUCUGUCGUGGCGUUUCAUAGUGGGUAUAUCGAUAACAAGGAUGAUUGUCCCCUUGUAUGCACUGGCAUGUCCAUAUACCAUCUUUAAUGGCGAGGUGUACCCAGCAUUGGCAUCAGCACCAAACUCGACCGAAGCCACACUGAUAGUGUGUUUGCAAGUAGCACAAAUAGCCAUUAUGUGGGCCCAGGCCAGGUUUGGCCCCAGGUCUUUCGUUCCGUGGAUUUGCCUACCACACGUCUAUAACUACUAUAGAGCAGUGCCUUCAGUGCAGGAUGAAGAGCUUGGGGCUCCGGAAUGCGUUAUCUGCAUGAACGAUAUCGAUUUAUCGGAGGUCCACGAUCCGGAGUCGCGGCCUGUGAUUACUCCUUGUGAUCACAUAUUCCAUGCUGGUUGUCUUGAACAAUGGAUGGACGUAAAGAUGGAGUGUCCGACUUGUCGUGGGGAAUUGCCUGCAAUGACGUGAUGAUGACGACGAAGGGGAGUUCGUGUGUACCAACUUUGUUUUUGUAUUUCUUCGAAGGACCAACUCUAUUUUCGUUCAAGUCGAAUCCUUGUGCUGUUGAGCAUCCUCUCUACUCAUCGUAGACUCCCCCGUGUCACUACCCCUAUAUCAUCUCCGUUGGUGAGAUGUGGUUUCGACGGAAGAAAACUCUGAGGAACUCCGUGGAGUCUCCUAUUGUACAGUACCAUUACGACCAACGACGGGACUUCAUGUACUAUCGAAUUCCUCCAAAUAUC